Messenger RNA from Anopheles darlingi, 1899 nucleotides. RefSeq lists its product as uncharacterized. Bases 236 to 1804 code for a protein of 522 amino acids. NCBI's taxonomy places the organism in Eukaryota, Metazoa, Arthropoda, Insecta, Diptera, Culicidae. The record is from RefSeq and is a predicted model, not a curated record. The transcript has 2 exons.
GAUAGUCAAUUAACAGGCGUUCGUGGCCACGGAUCAGCGUCCAGCUAUAGAUCCGCUCCAUUGUCCCCCGUGGUUGUUGUCCAUCGCUGCUGAUCGUAUUAAAACCGAAAAGAAUCGCCUCAUCCAAGUGACCUGCCGGAAUCCACCGUAGAGUCGUUUCUACGGUGACGCUUUGGCCAAAAAAGCGAGCGACGCACAGCCAUCUCAGCAGCCACAGAGAGGACCAGAAAAUACAAUGGCGACGAUUAGAAAUGUUAAACUGCCUGACCUCAUCAACCGUUGGAUCGAGGUGCAGAACCCGGAAUCCAGCGGGACGGACGGCGCAACGAAGGAGCCCCUGGAAGUUGACGCAAUCAACUUGACGCUGUUGUUGAAGUCGAUGGGCAUGCGAUUGCAGUAUCUGGAUUUUGACGAUGAGAAGACCAACACCGAUGCCCUGACCAUCAGCAUCAAGUGCAACCGGUCCGGUAUUCGAUCGGAGUUAAGCUACGAUCUUCAGCAGCAAGGAUGCAGCUGCCCGGAGAAAACUGAUCGGGAUAGCUCGUUCUGGGAGGUGCAGGCAACGGGACCGAAGGUGUUUUCAAAGUUCAAGAACAACACUUCCUCCAACCUGCUGCCCGAUGUGUCGGAACGGUGUGCACUCGUCUCGAAGGCUAUGCUGGCCAAUCUACUGGACUAUUACCAGCGCAGCAUACAACAGGUGAAGGAGGGUAAGGAGCGGGCCCUGCUCAAAUCCCCACUGAAACCAAAGGACACGGUGGUAUGCGUAACGAGCCCGGGACUUACGAUGAGGACGCCCUUCUCCACACCGCCCGCUGAAGGACGUUGCACGGCUCGGAUGAGUCUCGGCGCAACGCGAGAGCCGUUGUUGAAACACGAUUUUCAGGACAUCGAAGCAGACCGCCCGGAUCAGGAAACCAAGGAGACAGCCGAAAGCGUGGCAUCAUCAACGGAAAACGGGACUGGAGUCCACAACCUAACGCAUGACAUUCUGGAUGCGGACAUCGAUAACAUUCACAAACCGGUGAUCGUUCCUGUGAUCGCGACGAAUGCCAGUAUGCCAGAUGGGGAGAGUGUCUUCAACUGCAACGAAGCCAUGAAGCAUGUAAUCACAUCGAGCCCGGUGAUCAGGAAGGUACCUCCGCCGGCCCCUAGCCUGCACGAUACGGUCGAUAUGCAGCAGGAGCGAGAUGUGAAUGUGAUCAACCACUUGCAGCAAGCACGGUCCCAGAUAGAUAUGGCCCUGCUGAUGAUGAAUCAGGGUACCACGCAGGACAUGUUCGGUGGUUCGGCCCUUACUCUUACACCACAGCAAAAUACAGCGAUCGCUCGUAAGUCACUGGGGACACCCAGAUUUCCACCGGUUCGCUCGGGCUCCCUACUCACCAUUGAAAGGCAUCGGCCAGUUGCGGAAGCGGGUGAAAUUAAGAAAAAGACUUUCCCAACGACUCCCUCCGCAUUAACGGGUCGGUUGUCGAUCGGCGGCCGUGGUACAACGAUUGCAAGCCGGGCAGACACACCGAGACCCUCGAUAGCGCAGGUGAAAGCUAUCGCAGGACUAAGGCGCACUGUUACGAUGCCCCCACCGGCCGCAGUACGCCAGAAACCGGUCACGGGUGCCUCCACGGGGACGACAGUGGCCGGCCAGCGCAGACCGCUACCUUCUUCUUCCGCGACCAGUGCCACUGCUAAAACGGUGGUCCCUAGGCAGCCGAUUUCCUUCCGGCCCGUAAGCUCCAGUGCAAACCGGCAGGCCGGAUUAAUUCAUCGUUCUUCGAGUGCUUCACUCUUGACCAAAAAAUAGACAAGAGCACCAAAACGUGCCAUAGAUGUAUACUCCCACGAAUAUCGUUGAGCGAGCUCUUGCUUAUUCAAUAAAACUGUUUUUAAUGGCCCCUU